This is a messenger RNA of Candoia aspera, 3440 nucleotides long. RefSeq names its product autophagy related 16 like 2 (gene ATG16L2). NCBI's taxonomy places the organism in Eukaryota, Metazoa, Chordata, Lepidosauria, Squamata, Candoiidae. The record is from RefSeq and is a predicted model, not a curated record. Bases 24 to 1868 code for a protein of 614 amino acids. Gene Ontology annotation, molecular function: protein binding. Gene Ontology annotation, biological process: negative stranded viral RNA replication; autophagosome assembly. Gene Ontology annotation, cellular component: autophagosome membrane. The transcript has 18 exons.
CUCCGGGCAGCGUCGCCCGCGCCAUGGCCGAGAGCGGCGGCGGCGACUUGUCCCGGCGCCGCUGGAAGCGCCACAUCGUCCGGCAGCUGCAGCAGCGCGACCGGGCGCAGAAGGCGCGCUUCCUGGACCUGGUGCAGGCCUAUAACAAGCUGCUGGAAAAAUCCAGCUUGGAUGAGCUCACGGUGCAGCUGCAAUCCCCUUCCGUAGAUCACCAGAUGGGGGGUCCUGCUUGCAGCCCCAACCAUGUGUCUGCCAGCUGUGUUCCUGCUUGGGAUCCAGCAGCAGUGUUGACAAGCCUUCAGAGUCGUCAGGAAGCCAGCCGCUUGCAGUUGGACACCCUCGUUGGGGAGUUGGCAUACAAGGUAUAUGAGUGGAACCAGCUGCUCAGAGCUAAGGACGCCAACCUGGAGGAGCAAAAGAGCAGGCUGGCCACCCUGAGCUGCCAGCUGCUGGGCCUGGAGAGCCGGCGCUGCCAGCUGCAGUACCAGGCAGAGGAGCUGAGCUGCAGGAACAGCAGCCAGAAGGACGCCUACAACUCGCUGCAGAGGCGCUUCCGGGAGCAGGAUGGGGCAUUUCGCUGGGCGCUGGAGGAGGGGCAGCGGCUGCUCCAGGGCAUCCUGCAGAGGAAGGUGGACUGGGCCCAGCGCCAAAACGACCAGAUUGAGAGGGUGAAGCAAACCCAGCUGGCCAGGGAUCUGCAGGAGGCAACCAAGUCCAUACUCAGAGUGAAAGUAGAAUCAGAAAAAGUGAAAGUAGAAGAGUGGAAGCUGGCCAGCAGAAAUGACCCUGAAGAGAAGAAAGGAGGUGAAAAACUGUGGAAGAGGCCCUUCCGAUCAGCGUCUGCUACUUCCAUCAGCACGACCAGAUGCAAGGAUGUUGUCAAGGGCUGGUUUGAUUUCAGGCUGAAGCGUGGGAACUCGGUCAGCAGUGGGUCAGUGGAUCGGUACUGCUGCCUCCCGUCCUGUGUGGCCGCCUCCCUCCCGUCCCAGGUGACCGAUGAACAGGAAGCCCACAUUUCUGAGAUCAACGCCAUCGCCUUCAGUCCGAAUUCAGGCGUGCUGGCCACGGGUGGCAUGGACAGGCUGGUCAAGCUCUGGAAUGUGGUUGGAGGACGUCUAGAGAAGAUGCAGAGCCUGGACGGAGCCAGUGGCAGCAUCACCGGCAUUGAGUUUGACCCCACGGGGAGCCACAUCUUAGCCGCUACGUAUAACAACGCUGCUCAGCUGUGGAAGGUUGGGGCCGGCCAAGUGAAGGCGAUUCUCACUGGGCACACUGACAAAGUGACAGCUGCCAAGUUCAGGUCCACGUGGCACCAGGCUGUGACGGGCAGCAAAGACAGGACGGUGAAAGAGUGGGACUUGGUCAAAGGGGCAUGUUCUAGGACCAUCCAGGUCCUCUCUUACUGCAACGACGUGGUGUGUUGCAACAAUGUCAUUGUCAGCGGGCACCAUGACCAGAUGAUCCGUUUCUGGGACAGCAGGGACCGGCGCUGCACGCAGGUGAUCCCCAUGGAAGGCAAGGUGACCUCGCUCAGCCUCAGCCCCGACCAGCUGCGGCUGCUCAGUUGCUCUCGGGACAACGCCCUGAAGGUCAUCGACCUGCGGAUGCAUGCCGUCCAGCAGGUGUUGAGGGCGGACGGAUUCAAGUGUGGGUCCGAUGGGACCAAGGCCGUGUUCAGCCCUGAUAGGAGCUAUGCCUUGGUUGGAUCUGUGGAUGGCACCCUUUUCCUCUGGAACAUGGCAACCGGAAACUUGGAAAUCAGCUUGGCGGGAGUGCACCGGUCUUCCGUGAAUGCCGUGGCUUGGGGUCCCUCUGGGGUCCACAUCGGGAGCGUGGACCAGUGCCGGAAACUUGUCCUGUGGAGAUAGCAAAGGAUGACCUCCGUGCCCGCGUCUCUUUCCGAGACCUGCCUGUUUGUGCCUUUUGACGUGGCUCCCUGAAUUUGAGGCUGGUGGGGCUGAGAAGCUGGUCUUCCUUGCGCACAAGCAGCCCCGGCUUUCUCUGUUCUUUCUUCCUCGCUGCGUGUGAAGGAUGCAAGAUGGGGAGCCAGGUCUUGGGGGCUAGGCCCCCAACUCUCAAUAGGUCUGCAGAGCAGAUCUCGCAGGGAUCAAGGGAGGGCCAAGAGGUAUUGCCAAGGGAGUUCAGUAAAUUCCAAAGGGUCAGAUCCAUUAGUAGCAACCCUGCAAGGUAGGCCAGCUCAGGAAUCAGACCCUGCAAGGACUCCUGGAACUCUGCUUUAUUGUUGGAGGGUAUAAUAUCAGAAAUCUGAAAGCCUGCCAGAGUUUCCCUGUGCCCCCUCUUAGACCAUGCAGAAUCAACCGGGGUUAUUUUGAGUCUCUUUCUUGCACUACCUCCAUUCCCAGGGCUGAGAUGUCGUUUGCUGUCUCUUAUCUGCUAGCAGCUCUCACAUUCCUUCAUCAGUUCUGGCUUUGGUACAUUCCAGGUUGGGGAAAGCUGGCUAAGUAGAACCUCCAUAUAUAAUGGCAGUGUCCUGAAUGAUCAUGGCUGCUGGAAGAAGCUGAGGCAGGGAGGUGAGCACCAUGACCGUUCAGUUGCAGCUCUGGCCUCUUUUUUGCAGAAGAACAGGCAGAGCUUCAGAUCCACCUUCGGAGUGGGCUGCUUCUCUUCAGCCCCACUGCCCUGUCUUUUUCUUGUUUGGCAUUGGCCCUUUUCGGCCGCUGCCAUCUGGUCGCUCUCCACACAAAUCAACUGGAGGAUGGAGAACGCCCACUGCCCCUUUCACUCCAUCUGGAUGCCGCCGCCUCCUCUUUUCCUUCUCCUUCACUCCUCCUCCUCUUCCUCCUCUUCCUGCCUCCCUUUGCAGCCCCAGCCACCCCCUCCCCUGUUCCAUUCUCACUGGGUCCUUCCAGGUGAUCUGGGGAGGAGAACAAAAUAAGAAAUGGGGCAGACCAAAGGAGGCUGUCUCCAUGCCCUCCCCACCUCUCCUGGUGGGACCUAGGAGGGAGACCUGUCACACAUUGCACAUUUCUUGCUGGGUGGGGAAUUCUGGGAGUUGAAGUCCACCCAUCUUAAAGUUCCCAAGGUUGAGAAACCCUGGUCCAGAGGGAAUCAGCCAAGCUGCAGCAGGCAGGAGAACAAAAAAAACACACAACAGGCCUUUCUGUCAAGAUUCCAUUUGAAGCUGAGUGUCGCACCUCAAGUGAGAUCAUGGAAGUAAGUCCAGUCAUCUUCCGGCAGCCCUGCAAAGGAUUCUGGGAUGGCAACCUCUGCCUGGCAGCCUUGCGAGGAAUCCAGCAGUAGAUUUGCCAGAGCACAUUUUUCUGCAUUGCACCUAGCAGGCAUUUGUAAGGAAACAGGCCGCAGUUUUGAUGGGUGGCUUUUCUAAUCGCUUGGAGGAUAUUGCAAACACACACACUGUGGCUUGGAAAAUAAAAGGUUGGGUUCCUCUACAGAGAGAUGUGUCUUUUGCAUGCAGUCAA